UGUCAGAAUACUGAAAGAAAAGAAAAAAAAAUCACAACAAACCCACGUGGGAGAUAAGGGAAGUGACGUUCCGUAUCAACCCGGAAAACGGCACAAACAACAGCUGGCGCUUUGGCUUUCCUUGAUACCUCGCUACAGAUUUAUCGACAAGGAUCACAGUGAACAGAAUGGCCACAGACUGGUUGGGUAGUGUUGUGUCUAUAAACUGUGGGCUGACGCUGGGAGUUUAUCAGGGAGAAGUGUCAUCAGUUGAUCACGCCAGUCAGACCAUCUCACUGAGACAGCCCUAUCACAAUGGGAUCAGAUGUCCUGUUCCUGAGGUCACUUUCAGUGCCAUGGAUAUCAAGGAGCUGAAGUUCCUAGAUAUCCACAACACAGUCAACAAGCCCGGCUCUGGCCAGGGAGCUGCAACAGAACCCAGCUUCAUACCUUCAGGACGCCAUGAUCAGAGAAUCACUCACCCUCAUGUAACAAGCAGCAGCUCUCAUUCCAGCACUGCUCCAAUCACCAUCCUGCGCAGAGCCCCUACAGGUUCAUCUAACAGCCGAGGGGCCACACAGGCCACACCAAAGAAAAACAGUGUGAGAAAUGGAGGUGCUGGGGGGUCGAUGAGGCCAAAGGAUGACGAGUGCUUCGGAGAUAGGACUGAUGAGGACAUGGGCACAGACUUUGACUUUGAGGGAAACCUGGCUCUGUUCGACAAAGCUGCCGUCUUCUCUCAGAUUGAUGGGACCAACAGCAAUAGGGCACAGCAUCACAGCACACAGGGCGAACAGAAGCCCCUGUCCUAUCGCCAUGAUGAGAAUAUUCUGAAGGUGAAGCCCGUUAUAUACCGGCAGAUUACAGUGCCCCAGCAUGGGGGCAAAGAGUACUGUACCGAUUCAGGCUUGGUGGUUCCCAGCGUCCCCUAUGAGCUUCAUAAGCGUCUGCUAGCAGCUGCAGAGCGCUGGGGCCUGUCUCUUGAGCGCAGGCUGGAGACGAUAGGUGUUUGUUCCAGUCAGAUGGCUCUCACUCUGCUGGGCGGACCAAACAGACUCACCCCAAAAAAUGUCCACCAGAGGCCCACUGUGGUCCUUCUGUGUGGGCCACACAUCCAGGGAGCCCAGGGCAUCAGCUGUGGUAGACACUUGGCAAACCAUGAGGUGGAGGUCAUCCUGUUCCUGCCCAACUUUCUCAAAAUGCAGGAGUUGGUCACCAGUGAGGUCAACCUCUACAGCAGGACCAGCGGCAAGCAAGUGGCCAGCAUCAAAGACCUGCCAGCAAGCCCUGUCGACCUGGUCAUCAACUGCCUGGACUGCCACGAGAACCAACUGCUGAGGGAGCAGUCCUGGUACCAAUCAGCCGCCGACUGGGCCAACCAGAACCGGGCUCCAGUCCUAAGUAUCGAUCCUGCAGUCAGCGAGCAGCAUCAGACCGUCGAGGCGAAGUGGACCCUCUCUUUGGGCCUUCCACUACCUCUACCCAAGACGGACAGCAGGGUCUACCUCUGUGACAUUGGCAUCCCUAAGCUAGUUUUCCAGGAAGUUGGAAUCCGCUACCACUCACCCUUUGGGUGUAAAUUUGUCAUUCCUCUGCACCAGGCAUAACAGAGUACUCACUGACAGUGCACUUAGUUACAAACGGACAAUAGGAGGGAAUGGUCUGCUUUUCCACAGUGGGUAAAGGUACCAUUGUGUAUGUGGUAAUGGCUGAAGAGCAACUACAUGACCAAAACAGUAUUUUGUUAAAACAUUUAGGUAAGUGUUUACAAUAUAAUUUCAUGACACGUCUGAAAGAUUAUGGUGUAGCUUUUUCGCUUACCCGCAGGAAACUCCCAGGGUUUGCUGCAUGUUGCGUGCGACACCUCAUGUUUUUGAGAGGGAAAGGUUUCCUGUUCUUUGGUGUGUUUUGAUAAGGGCUCUGUGACGAUGUGAAUAUGUUUACAAAAUGCUGACCACUGUGAGUCUAUCUAUGACCUCUGACCCUGUGACCAGUCAGAGCAGCAGAGACACAGUUCCUGUUUCCUCCUUUAGAUUGCAUGUGGAGUCUGAUCCUGACCCCGUGACUGGGAGCACAACUCAGCCUAAAGCUGUCUGCCAACCCAAUUCUGCCAUUCAUCUGCCCCACAGUUGAUGUCCAUAUCCAUUGUCUUUCAAUUUAAUGCAGUUUUUUUACUUACUCAAAUGGGUGUGUUUUGUCUAGAAAUGGUUGUAGCAUGUUUCACUGAAAAGGUGAUAUUACACAGAAUCUAUAUUUGUAUUUAUUUUUGGAAUAUGUCUCAGGAAUAAUGAAUGAAAAAUGUUAUAUUUGCAUUUACAUUAUAUCUGAUAGCAUUCUUUCUGUACUGUUGGGUGUCCUGAGUUUAUACCUACAGACACUGAAAAUUAAAAGUGGUAGCAGACACCCCGAAGGAUUCAUUUUCUGUAUUUCUGAAGUCUUGCAGAUUAGAUAGGAAUUUGAAGAACACAUUCCAAGGACCAAAACCAUUUUGUACCAGGUUCAUCUCUAAUAGGUAGUUUCCCAUUUCCCAUUUUGACACAUCAGAUUCAGCCACCUUCAGUGAAAUAACCACUCCAACCAACUUCCUCUCUUUUGGUCAGCAUAGUGAUCUUCUGUAUAAACCUCAGAUCAGCAAAAUGUCAACUUUACAAGAACAAAGAAAACAGCCUUAUGUUAGACUGGCAGCUAUGCACUUUUGAAAUUAUACAGGUAGUUUUUUUUAAGAGCCCUUAAGUCCCUGUGGCAUUAACUUCUUUUCCAAAAAACUACAAAAAACUUAUAAAUAAGUUCAAAAAAUAAGUUAUAAAUGACAGAUUGAUAGGCUUUGCAGGGUUCUCACUUAACAAAUGUCUUCACUUUGGAUUUAAUGAAUCCUUUAAUGUACUUCCUCAAACAGUAGUCUCUGAACACAUUUCUGUUUACAGUCCUUUUACUAAUGUGUGAUGGAGGGUGAUCAAUUUUGUUUAAAGCAGUGGCCGUUCUGCCACAAAUAGUAAGAAAUAAUCAAGGAAUUUGUGGUGAGUUUUUAAACUGGGGGAUGAUGAAGCUUAAUCUGUUGGUGCUUCUGCAAAGUUCUAAAUAAGACAUCAGAAUAUUAAUGUAAAUGAAAUAUGUAAUAUGUAAUAUUCGCCUGAGAGCCUCCACUCAGGGAAACACAGGCAGGUUAAGACACUGCAGCCUCUUUUUCUGUGCUGUCUCAGAACCACUAUUCUUUUUCUUCAUUCCAGCUAAAUGAAACAAAAUUUCAUCAUGAAAAAAAGUGUUUGAUAGUUUGACUGGGGAGGAGUCUCAUCUUGAAAACAUUGCAUGGUGAAUUUAUUUCUGAUGGGUUUGCAUCUCAGUUUUCACAAGUAUAGUCAAGUCUGGAAAACCUGGGAAAUAUUUUGUACUUGAGGUUUGUACACGCCGCUGAUGUGAGCGCAAAGUACCUUUUGUAAGCCUGUUAAAGAUAACCUAUGGAAAAUGUGAUCUAAAAACAUGUUUUUAAAUGUAUCUAUACAAAUUCAGUUGCUAUAAAGUGACAGUGGGUGCUGCUUUAUACACAAAUAAAAAAAUAUUGCAAACAC
Siniperca chuatsi (mandarin fish) is the source of this 3545-nucleotide messenger RNA. Its product is annotated as enhancer of mRNA-decapping protein 3-like. The coding region runs from base 168 to 1586 and encodes 472 amino acids. Lineage: Eukaryota; Metazoa; Chordata; Actinopteri; Centrarchiformes; Sinipercidae. The transcript is spliced from 7 exons. Gene Ontology annotation, molecular function: mRNA binding. Gene Ontology annotation, biological process: P-body assembly; deadenylation-independent decapping of nuclear-transcribed mRNA. The record is from RefSeq and is a predicted model, not a curated record. Gene Ontology annotation, cellular component: P-body.